Molecule: messenger RNA, 951 nt
Organism: Saccharomyces eubayanus
Lineage: Eukaryota; Fungi; Ascomycota; Saccharomycetes; Saccharomycetales; Saccharomycetaceae
Gene: KRR1
Product: ribosome biosynthesis protein KRR1
Exons: 1
Coding region: 1-951 (316 amino acids)
Cellular component (GO): nucleolus; small-subunit processome
Molecular function (GO): RNA binding
Source: RefSeq, a predicted model, not a curated record
AUGGUGUCUACACAUAACAGAGAUAAGCCUUGGGAUACCGAUGAUGUUGAUAAGUGGGCGAUAGAGGAGUUUAAAGAAGAGGACAAUGCCUCUGGUCAGCCUUUUGCUGAAGAAUCCAGUUUCAUGACUCUAUUCCCUAAAUACAGAGAGAACUAUUUGAAAACCAUUUGGAACGAUGUGACAAGAGCCCUGGACAAGCACAAUAUCUCGUGUGUUCUGGAUUUAGUCGAAGGUUCUAUGACCGUAAAGACCACAAGAAAGACCUAUGACCCCGCUAUUAUCUUGAAAGCCAGAGACUUGAUCAAAUUAUUAGCCCGGUCAGUCCCAUUCCCACAAGCUGUUAAGAUUUUACAAGAUGAUAUGGCUUGUGACGUUAUUAAGAUCGGAAAUUUCGUCACCAACAAAGAGAGAUUUGUUAAGAGAAGACAGCGUCUUGUGGGGCCUAAUGGUAACACACUAAAGGCUUUGGAGCUUCUAACCAAAUGUUACAUUCUGGUACAAGGUAACACGGUAAGUGCCAUGGGCCCCUUCAAAGGCUUAAAGGAAGUCCGCCGAGUCGUGGAAGACUGUAUGAAAAAUGUUCACCCCAUCUAUCAUAUCAAAGAGCUGAUGAUCAAAAGAGAGUUGGCGAAGAGACCAGAACUGGCUAACGAAGAUUGGUCAAGAUUCUUGCCGAUGUUCAAGAAGAGAAACGUUGCCAGAAAGAAGCCUAAGAAGAUCAGAAACAUCGAAAAGAAAGUCUAUACUCCAUUCCCACCUGCUCAACUACCUAGAAAGGUCGAUUUGGAAAUUGAAAGUGGUGAGUAUUUCCUAAGUAAGAGAGACAAGCAAAUGAAGAAACUAAAUGAACAAAAGGAAAAACAAAUGGAAAGAGAAAUCGAGAGGCAGGAAGAAAGAGCAAAGGAUUUUGUUGCUCCACAAGAAGAAGCAUACAAACCAAACCAUAACUAA